Messenger RNA from Raphanus sativus (radish), 697 nucleotides. RefSeq names its product NAC domain-containing protein 96. Lineage: Eukaryota; Viridiplantae; Streptophyta; Magnoliopsida; Brassicales; Brassicaceae. The coding region runs from base 74 to 547 and encodes 157 amino acids. Gene Ontology annotation, biological process: regulation of DNA-templated transcription. The record is from RefSeq and is a predicted model, not a curated record. The transcript has a single exon. Gene Ontology annotation, molecular function: DNA binding.
AGUCUAGUGUCUAUAUAAAUGCGAAUGGAAGUGGGUUUAGCUAAAAAGAAAGAAAAAAUUUGGUGACACUACAAUGGCAGAGGUUAGAUGUCGCAUCUCAGACGAAGACAUCGUAGAAGGUUAUCUGAGACCAAAGGUGAACGGGGCAGCAACAGCAAACCCGAGAUACAUCGUAGACAACAUGGAGGAGGAUGUGUACAAACGAGAGCCGUGGCUGCUUCCGCAACCAACAGAUCCGAUCCUAAACCCUAACGAGUGGUUGUACUUGGGGAAACGGGAUUGGAAAUAUCUGUGGGCAGAAGGAGUUGAUUGCGAGGGAUCGUGGAUCCCCGUCGAAGGUCGUUACCGGAUCAUGUCUGAGGAUUCGGGUGAAUUAAUUGGGGGAGCCAUGAGAUUCAGAUAUUGCUUCAGGAACAAGAACGAUAAAGAAGCUCCUAUGGUCCUUAGCAAUUGGUUCAUGCGAGAGUAUCGUCUCUGUGACAAAUUCGGCAACCCCGUUAAAACCCGUCAUGUUCUCUGCAAGAUUACUUGUUACCCCCACCUUUGACUUUGACUGACUUUGUUGUUAAGUAUUAUUCUAUUUUGACCCAGUUUGGUCUUUAGCAUCUUUUUUAUUUUUUUUUGUGAGACUAGACUACUACUUUCACAUUUAAUAAAUAUGUCUUUUCUUAAUCUCUAUAAAUCGAUUUAGCUAAGA